Phaethon lepturus (White-tailed tropicbird) is the source of this 991-nucleotide messenger RNA. RefSeq lists its product as uncharacterized. Gene Ontology annotation, cellular component: mitochondrion; intermediate filament cytoskeleton; centrosome. The record is from RefSeq and is a predicted model, not a curated record. Gene Ontology annotation, biological process: neuron migration; cilium assembly. NCBI's taxonomy places the organism in Eukaryota, Metazoa, Chordata, Aves, Phaethontiformes, Phaethontidae. The annotation marks the transcript as partial. The transcript is spliced from 2 exons.
AUGAGGCCAGAAGCUCAGCAACAGAUAGAGUUUCAGUCCCUCGGUGCCUGCAAGCUGUUCAGCCCAGAAGAGCUUAAACAUGGCAGGCAGCAUUGUGGAGACUUUGAGAAACGCUCUCUAUGCAGACAACACAAAAAGGGCUUUGAAUUCUUACACUGCAGAGUUGCAAACAGUGCUGUAGUUACCAGUGAUGCGGUAACAACGUUGAGAACUACUGGAAGCAUGGCAGGGAGCUGCAAAAAUAUUUCAUGUUACAGGAGUCCGCAGUCAGAAAACACAGUGAUGCCAAUUUACGCUACCACAGCAACAAGCAAAGGCGAUGCUUCUGCUGUAUGCUGUACAUGGCAGAAGAGCCACGGUGCUAAAGUGAGUGACCCCCAAACCAUGUAUGCUUUGGAUCAAACAGAAGUGAAUAACAACUGUGAAUAUCUAAACAGAGACACUGUUUCGUGUUCUAUUGGCGCACACAGUAGCUUUAGUUCAAGUUUCAGUUUCAUACAGCUCUCCCUGAACUCGUUCUCUGGAGUAGGUGAUGCUGAAGGCAAGUCAACCAUCGAGGAAGCUGAGUACGUUCUGCAUCCCAGCACCGCAGGAAAUCUGCAGAAGCCAGAGGAGACAGCGCAGACUCGUGAGUACUCGGGAGCUUUGCAUUGCUUCUCCAGGCUCAGAGAGAAUUUGGAGUAUGAAAAUGAGACCACAGCAAAUGAUAAACUACAGGACUGUGAGACUGUCUCUCUCUCGGAUACAGAUGCAACAUUUUCAUAUUCUACAGAUUCAUCGGAUGCAGCAUCUGCUGGCUCUUCUGUCACCUCGGGCUAUGAAAGUAGCUUUACUGUUAGUGACCAUAACUGGGAUACUUUGAUGAAAAAAUAUGAACCAGUGCUACAGGACUGCCUGCUUGGCAACCGCAGUACCUUAAAGAUAAAAUCCUUGAUCUUACAGCUUCAGAGGCUUCAGGAAAAAGCAAUAGAGGAAGACGACUAUGAUAGAG